Molecule: messenger RNA, 552 nt
Organism: Cooperia oncophora
Lineage: Eukaryota; Metazoa; Nematoda; Chromadorea; Rhabditida; Trichostrongylidae
Source: the annotation of a GenBank genome assembly
AUGUCAGACUCAUCUAGUUCGGAAGGUGAAGAGGUUGAGGAGGCGCUACAAAGAUCGGUCAAGCAUUCAAAGACUGAAGAGCACCAUGAUGGUGGUUCUUCUGACGCAAACGAGGAUGACCAACGCAAUGAGCAGGAACCAAAGACGUUCAAAGAAUUGGUUUGUGCCGUUUAUUGGAAUUUUGGAUCGUAUCACUACUUCACUAUCAGCAUCAUUGUUAUAUCGGCUGCCAAAAUUGGAUUACAAGGUGUCUGUGACUCACUUUGUGAGGCAUGCGAACGACUGGAUUGGAAAACUCCGACAAAAAUUCAAAUAGCGGCUCUUCCACACGCACUCUCUGGAAGGGAUGUCAUCGGCUUAGCUGAAACAGGAUCUGGUAAAACAGCUGCGUUCGCAUUGCCAAUCCUGCAGUCAUUGCUCGAAACACCACAGAAACUUUUCGGCUUGAUACUUACGCCUACCAGAGAACUUGCGUUUCAAAUAGCGCAGCAGUUUGAAGCUCUUGGUGCCGGCAUCGGCUUGAUAGUCGGUAAGUACACCAACAUUGCGUGA